Molecule: messenger RNA, 4092 nt
Organism: Limulus polyphemus (Atlantic horseshoe crab)
Lineage: Eukaryota; Metazoa; Arthropoda; Merostomata; Xiphosura; Limulidae
Product: sialin-like
Exons: 11
Coding region: 691-2277 (528 amino acids)
Biological process (GO): transmembrane transport; monoatomic anion transport
Molecular function (GO): transmembrane transporter activity
Source: RefSeq, a predicted model, not a curated record
CAGAAGCCGCUCGAUUGUUUACAAGGUGACCUAAGUUUAACUUAAGGAUGGCUACUUUAACAUUUUAAGGCUUCACUUUCUGUGACGGGUUUAUUGAUCAAAAAUUUGUGGACCCUCCCGAUUAACUUGUUUAGAACAAGACGAAGUCCAAGGAUGGUAACUUUAAGUUUAACUCUUAAGGUUUCAGUUUCCAUGAUUGAUGUAAGGAUUAAAUUGGAGAGCUUGUCACUUUGACACAGUUUGACGAGUCUAGUAAUAGUGGAAGAACUUGUGCAAUGGAAUAAAUGUUUGUGAAAAUAAGAAAAAAAAUGACAUUCCUUCAAUGAAUAAUGUUCUAGCUGUUACUCAUUAACUUAUGAAUAAGUUAUAAACAUAAAUGGGUUAUCGUGAUAUCGACUUGAAAAUAUCGUUGAAUUUGAGUAUUAAUACUCUGGAAGUUUGAACUUAGUUGACAACUCAAGAGUCAAGUUGAAGAUAAAAAAGUGAAGUUUAAAUUUGAUACUAUUACUAAUGACUCGUGCAUUGCCAUGGUUUUGCAUUACAAGAACAAUUGAACUCUCGGUGCGCUUAGUUACUGCUUUGUAAAUAGCUUUCUAACUAUAAGACUAAGUAUAAUACCUUGAUGGUGUAGAUUCUCUUAAAAAUUAAAACUAGUGGAUAUAUUUUAUUGUUCUGUGAAAAAAAAUUGAAAUGGACAACAGUGCUCCUGCCGCAAGAAAUACAAUUUAUUCUAGCGGCAAAACUGACAACACUUGUAAGUUUGAUUGUACUGCUACUACCUGUACCAAUUGUACAAGUAAUGAUGAAACGCAAAUUUAUGAACAAAAAUUCCCAGGAAAUAUUCCCACUAGACAUGUGCUUACAAUUUUGGGCUUUCUGGGAUUUUUUGUAAUUUACUCACUCAGAGUCAAUUUGAGCGUCGCCUUGGUUGCUAUGGUGAACAACACAGCCAUAUGGACAAAUAUUACCAUAAUUGAAGAAUGUUCUAAACAAUCUGGAAUUUUAAACUCAACGCUCAAGUAUGAAAAAGAUGGAGAGUUUGCCUGGGAUGAAAAUCUUCAAGGUAUCAUUCUUGCAGCUUUUUUCUAUGGUUACAUCCUUACCCAAGUUCCUGGUGGAAGACUUGCUGAACAAUACAGUGCUAAGUGGUUAUUUGGAAGUGGUAUUCUUUGGACAUCUCUUCUUACAAUGUUGACACCUAUAGUAGCCCGUUGGAGUGUUACAGCUUUUAUAAUUCUCAGAAUUUUGGAGGGUAUUGGAGAGGGGAUUACAUACCCAGCAUUAAAUGUCAUGUAUGCCCGUUGGAUCCCUUUACAAGAACGUAGCACAGUUAUCAGCUUGGUGGGAACAGGUGCUAAUUUGGGUACUGUUAUUACCUUACCUGCUGCUGCUAUGUUGUGUAAUUGUGAUUUUGGUGGAGGCUGGCCUACAGUUUUCUACAUUUUUGGUUCAUGUGGCAUUCUUUGGUUCUUUUUCUGGAUACUUUUAAUUCAUGACUGGCCUGAAGAACAUCCAACAAUAUUGCGUAGAGAAAUAUUGUAUAUUCAGACCAAUCGCCAGUGUAUUACAAAUUACCUAAAGCUUACUAAGGUACCAUGGCAUAGUAUUCUUACUUCUGUUCCUCUUUGGGCCCUGUCUUUCACAAAGUUUUGUGGUAAUUGGGGUUUUUCUAUGCUGCUUACAGAACUGCCUUUGUAUCUGAACAAUGUGUUGCACUUCCCUAUAAAACAAAAUGGUUACAAAAAUGCCUUGCUGUAUAUAGCAGAAACGUUAACUAUGACUGGUAGUGGAGUUGCGUCAGAUUAUCUCAGAGUCAAGGGAUACUUCAGAACAACAACUAUUAGGAAAAUAUUUGAGUCAAUUUCAAUGUUGGGGCCUGCAUUUUGUCUGGUUCUAGUACCUUUUGUUGGAUGUGAUGGAACAGCAGCUGUUUACCUAUUCGUGUUUAGCAUGGCAUUCUAUGGCUUUUCUUCAGGAGGUGAUGGCCCAAUAGCACUUGACAUGGCUCCAGAAUUUGCAGGGACUGUAAUGGGGAUUGUGAAUGCAGUAACCAAUGUAGCUGGUUUAUUUGCUCCUUUAGUUGGUGGAUUUUUGACUGAACAUAAUGAGAGUCUUGUUCAAUGGGGCAAAGUCUUCUAUCUUGCAGCAGGAAUGUACAUUCUUGGAGCCUUGAUUUUUCUGUUAUUUGGCUCAGCUGAAGUCCAGCCUUGGGCCGUAAUUCCUGAAGACAGCUGUACAGAACCUCUAAACCCACAAGAGGAUAAUCAUCGAGAAUGACCAAAACUUUAGAGGUGCAGUAUGACUCAUGAAGAUGAAAAUGAAUAACAGCAGUUUGAUUGCCCUGAAUAUUUAAGCAUUCUCAAGAAAAAAGUCUUUUUUUUUAAAACUGAUUAUUAGUUUGAUAGUCUAUUAAUCUAUAUAAAAUUGACAGCCUUUUGUGUGUGUAUGUGUGUGUGUGGAGGGGGGAUAGUGCAGGGAUUAGGCAAAUUAAACAAAUGAUUAAUAUUGCAGAAGUUCCAUUAUUACUAAGUUAGAUUAUAGAAACUAAUAUAUUUUAAAAAGUACUUUCUAUUUCUUUUCUUACUUGUGUAUUCAGUGUAUAUUAUAUAAUUAACAACAAUGUUGAUAAUUUUAUGGCUUGUAAUCUUGAAAAAAUUUAGCCAACAUUGAGUAUGCAUGUACUUGUCAUUAACUUGUAUUCAUUGAUUAUAUAGUAAAACAUUUACACAUUGUUUGUUUAUUUUGAAGAAAAUAUUUGAUUAUAGGUAAAAUAUGCAUAACUUUAAUAGUUAGAUGCUUUUCAAUAUAAUUAUAUUUUCUUUAUGCAUUAAACUUGAAAAUGAGUCUUGCAUAAAAGUAAUAGGAAAGUUCUACAUUGUGAGGGUUUUAGUGUGUAUAUGCUAUCUUUAAGUUGUACCUAAACAGUAAGAAUAUUUUAAUAAAUGAAAAACAAAAGAGUAUAUAUCUGAGAAAUUGAGCUCUAGUCAUGAACAAAACAACUACAUAACCAUUUUCUGCUUGGUUUAUUUAUGGUCUUCAUUAAGACAAGAGAAGACAAAACCAACUCUAUUUUGUUAUAGUUUAGAUUUGUUUUUCUGUUUAGUCUUUUUUGUUAACAAACCUGUAAAAAAUAAAAUCUAAAGAAAGACUGAUUUUUUGCAGAUUUGAGCUUCAAGUGCAAGAUUUAUUUUUUUUAUACUACAUGUAUAGGUAUUAACAUAUUUAAAGUACAAACUCUAUUGAUCUGUUAUAUAUAUUUCUGUGUAAGGUAAUGAAUGUUAAAGGCCCAAGGUUUUAUUAUAAGGUAAUUUAUUUUUUUUUGGUUAUAGUGUAAUUUUGUUAUUCUUAGUAGAUAUAACUGUUUUGAACAGCAAGGUUUUACUCAAGAGAAAAUAUAAACUAUUAUUUCCAUUAUGUGGCUCGUAGCAUAAAUAUGAAGUGUGUGUGUAUAAAAUUACUUUCAUUACCUUUUUCAAGGCAGGAGUGAACUUCAGCUAUAAAAACAUGUAUUCAGUAUAUAAUUUAACUAUUUACUAAACAUUCUUGAUGAUGUUACUGAAAUGAUAUGUGUGUUUAUGAGAUUGAAAAGUUUUUACAUUUUUAGUAUCUUAAAUGUAUUUGUGUGCAUAUAUAUACACACACACACCAGUACUUGAAUCUUUAUUUACAGUGUUACAGCCACAAUGUAAUAUAUACUACAUAGCAUGAAACCCUUCAUUUCCCUUCUUUCAUAAACAGUUAUAAUUUUAUAUUUCAAAAUAGUACAUGCAUUGUGCUCUAUCAUUUCACGUAUUGAGAUACUUCAUUGACUUGAGUUUGUUGUAAUAAACUGUAUUCUGCUAAAAUGCUGCUUCACAUUCAUUUGUUAAUUAGAGGUAUUCCAACCUAAAAUUAUGAAAUAAUGAAUAUAUGUACAUCUAAGACAAAAAAGGCCACUAAAGUUGCCUCGUAUCCAUCAUCAUGCAUUAUUACUGUGAUAUAUGUGCAGUAUGCAAAUACCAUAUCUCAUCGUAGUAGUUGAUACGAUACGUAUCUAGAUAUUGAUGCCGCUUAUCAAGAGACAGAAGUUUUACCAACAGUUUGUUACAAAGU